Oikopleura dioica is the source of this 1200-nucleotide messenger RNA. NCBI's taxonomy places the organism in Eukaryota, Metazoa, Chordata, Appendicularia, Copelata, Oikopleuridae. The record is from the annotation of a GenBank genome assembly.
AUGAAUAACGCACUGGUAAACGGUGGUUGUUUCGUUCGAUUAUCAAUUUUGGAUAAUAUUGCUUCAUUUUGGGAACUGAAUCCAAAGACAAAUCGAAUUCGUGUUAUUGCACCAAAGACCAAAGCAGAACCAUAUCCCGAUUAUGAGACCGACGAGGACGCGAGCGCCCGCACUAUCGCCGGUGUAUGCAACAGAGAAAUUCCUUACGGAAGUGAUCGAGCAACGAGAAAAAGCAGAAAAAGAAGCUUAUCGGAAAGCGAAAGCGAAGGAGAAAGCGAUGGAGAAAGCGAAGCAGAAAUUGACCAAUUCUCAAACUCGGAAGACGAGGAAGAAUUCAAAAUCAAAAAACUCGAGCAAGAGGCAAAAACUCGACGACAAAAACUCCAAGCGCGAUCUAAGCGUAGUAAGCUUUCAAGAAAGCCCGUUACUCGAGCAACAAGCGCCCGAAGAGAUGCGCGACGCGUCAAAAUUCGUAAACGACGGGGAGCCGACGCCGAUUCAGCAAGUCCAGUUGUCAAAUCAAAGCGAUCUGGCCGUGUGGAAAGAUCAAAUUUCGCGGAACCUGAACCAGUUACGAAAAAUCCCCGUAAACCACUCCUUCGCCCAAGUCGCCUCAAAGAGUAUCCUAUCACCAGCAAUGAUUACCGAAAAUGGAGGAGUGCAAUUUCUAACGCAAGUAAUCGGAACUCGAAACGAAAAAGGGCAAUUGAGUUUUCCGAUUCAAUUGCAAGUGACGAAGACAUCUCCGAGGCGGAAUCUAUUGCCAAUAGCGUCAAAUCGAAUUCAAGAGUUGCCCGAAUCAACGGAAGACGCCGCAUCAGAGAGCAAACGCCAUUUUACAACAACGCUUAUGACGACGCCGACGUCGACCCUAACGAAGACGGCGGGUACGAGAGUGAACGCAUUUCAAAGCGAUCAAAGCGAAAGAGAACCGCUGGACGUGUCACUACCGUUCGAGACGCAAAAUCGCGAAAACUCGCUAAUAAACCCAAAUCGUCUAGUAAGAACACCGUCUCUCCAACUUCAAGCGCAAUCAAAAAAUCCCACUAUUAUGACCCAGACGGGAUUGAAUCUCGAUCAGAUGAGGAGUCCGAUGACGAUCGACUCUACAUUGACGAGAAUGAAUCAAUCGGCGGCGACGGAGGCCCCAGCGGCGGAAGAGGAAGUGGGGGAGCAGACAUCGACAACUUCUGGGGUUAA